Mus caroli (Ryukyu mouse) is the source of this 5566-nucleotide messenger RNA. NCBI's taxonomy places the organism in Eukaryota, Metazoa, Chordata, Mammalia, Rodentia, Muridae. The record is from RefSeq and is a predicted model, not a curated record.
CGUCCGCUCGCUGUGGGGCCAGGGCUGAGGUGUCAGCGCCGCUGCGGCCGGGGCGAGAGGCGGGCGAGCAGGAGCGCGCAAGCAGCCCCGGGCGCCGGCGGGGGCGGCGGGAGCACCAUGCGGAUCGGCGCCCAGCGCCCUGCAGACCCCUCGCGAGGCAGAGAGGCCGGGGCGGCGCCGGGGCGGCGGGGAGCAUGAGGGCGGCCGGGGACCGGCUGGGUUCGGAGCUCUACUAGGAAGCGGCGUGCGCUGAGCACUAACCCGGACGCGGCGGAGGGCGGGAGCCAAGCGCCCGGGGCUGUGGGCAUUUUGGACGCGGACGCAAGGGGCCCGGAGCCAGGGGCUCCGGCACGCAGCCGACAUGGGCAACGCGGGGAGCAUGGACUCGCAGCAGACCGAUUUCAAGGCGCACAACGUGCCAUUGAAGCUGCCGAUGCCCGAGCCAGGUGAACUGGAGGAGCGCUUUGCCAUCGUGCUGAAUGCUAUGAACCUACCUCCUGACAAAGCCAGGCUACUGCGGCAGUAUGACAAUGAGAAAAAAUGGGAGCUGAUCUGUGAUCAGGAGCGAUUCCAGGUGAAGAACCCUCCCCAUACAUACAUACAGAAGCUCAAAGGCUACCUGGACCCAGCUGUAACCAGGAAGAAAUUCAGAAGGCGUGUUCAAGAAUCUACACAAGUGCUAAGAGAACUGGAAAUUUCAUUAAGAACCAACCACAUUGGAUGGGUCAGAGAGUUUUUGAAUGAAGAAAACAAAGGCCUUGAUGUUCUUGUGGAGUAUUUGUCUUUUGCACAGUAUGCAGUCACUUUUGACUUUGAAAGUGUGGAAAGUACCGUGGAGAGUACGGUGGACAAAUCAAAGCCCUGGAGCAGGUCCAUCGAGGACCUGCACAGAGGGAACAACCUGCCCUCACCUGUGGGCAACAGUGUGUCCCGCUCUGGAAGACAUUCUGCACUUCGAUAUAAUACUUUGCCAAGCAGAAGAACCCUGAAAAAUUCAAGAUUAGUGAGUAAGAAGGAUGAUGUUCACGUUUGUAUCAUGUGUUUACGAGCCAUCAUGAAUUACCAGUAUGGCUUCAACAUGGUCAUGUCUCAUCCACACGCCGUCAAUGAGAUUGCACUAAGUCUGAACAACAAGAAUCCCAGAACAAAAGCUCUUGUCUUGGAGCUGUUGGCAGCCGUUUGUCUUGUCAGAGGCGGGCAUGAAAUAAUUUUAUCAGCUUUUGAUAACUUCAAGGAGGUCUGCGGAGAAAAGCAGCGUUUCGAGAAGCUGAUGGAACAUUUCAGGAAUGAAGAUAAUAACAUAGACUUUAUGGUGGCCUCUAUGCAGUUUAUUAAUAUUGUAGUCCAUUCAGUAGAAGACAUGAACUUCAGAGUUCAUCUACAAUAUGAAUUCACCAAAUUAGGCCUGGAUGAAUACUUGGAUAAGCUGAAACACACAGAGAGCGACAAGCUGCAAGUACAGAUUCAGGCUUACCUGGACAAUGUGUUCGAUGUGGGAGCUCUGUUGGAAGACGCAGAAACCAAGAAUGCUGCCUUGGAGCGGGUGGAGGAACUGGAAGAAAACAUCUCUCAUUUGUCUGAAAAACUGCAGGACACAGAGAACGAAGCCAUGUCCAAGAUCGUGGAACUGGAAAAGCAACUUAUGCAGAGGAAUAAGGAACUGGAUGUUGUCCGGGAAAUCUACAAAGAUGCAAAUACCCAAGUUCACACGUUAAGAAAAAUGGUCAAAGAAAAGGAAGAAGCCAUUCAAAGACAGUCUACCCUGGAAAAAAAGAUUCACGAACUGGAGAAACAAGGAACCAUUAAAAUUCAGAAGAAAGGGGAUGGGGACAUUGCCAUACUGCCAGUCAUGGCCUCUGGCACGUUGUCCACGGGGUCAGAACUAGCAGUGGGUAACUAUGUGGGAUCAGUUCCAGGGGCCACCACCUCAGGACCCUCAGUGCCUCCUCCCCCACCACUACCUCCGUCCUCAGAAACAGCUGAAGCAGCACAAAAUGGAAUGGCAUCGCCACCUAUGUCCCCACCUCCUCCCCAUUUGCCCACCUCAGCUUCUACUGUAGCAGUGACAUCUGUGAAGUUCUCAAAGAUACAAAGAUGCCUUUUCAAUUUCCUGGUAAAUUUGUGGCUUAUUUUUACCCUUCAAGAUCUUCCAUGUUUACCACUUUCUUCUAGAACUUUUAUUGCUUCGGAAGAGGAAAGGUGGAGGAGAGUCGCCAUGGAGCUAUUGGAUUCUGAAUAUGGGCCAAUCAAACUUUUCUCUGUGAAAAUUAAGAAGCCAAUCAAGACGAAGUUCCGAAUGCCAGUGUUUAACUGGGUCGCCCUGAAGCCCAAUCAGAUCAACGGCACAGUCUUCAAUGAAAUCGAUGAUGAGCGGAUCCUAGAGGACUUAAAUGUGGACGAAUUCGAAGAAAUAUUCAAGACAAAAGCCCAAGGUCCUGCCAUUGAUCUUUCUUCAAGCAAGCAGAAAAUAACACAAAAGGGAUCAAGUAAAGUGACAUUAUUAGAAGCAAAUCGAGCCAAAAAUCUUGCCAUAACUUUAAGGAAAGCCGGGAAGUCUGCGGAUGAGAUAUGUAAAGCUAUUCAUGUGUUUGACUUGAAGACGCUACCGGUUGACUUUGUUGAGUGUUUGAUGAGGUUCUUGCCAACUGAGAACGAGGUCAAAGUGCUUCGGCUGUACGAGCGAGAGAGGAAGCCCUUGGAGAACUUGUCAGACGAGGACCGCUUCAUGAUGCAGUUCAGUAAGAUUGAGCGGCUCCUGCAGAAGAUGACCAUCAUGGCCUUCAUUGGGAACUUCACAGAGAGCAUUCAGAUGCUGACUCCUCAACUUCACGCAAUUAUAGCAGCAUCAGUCUCUAUCAAGUCAUCUCAAAAGCUCAAGAAAAUUCUGGAGAUCAUCUUGGCCCUUGGAAACUAUAUGAAUAGCAGCAAACGAGGAGCAGUCUAUGGAUUUAAACUUCAGAGUUUAGAUCUGCUCUUAGAUACGAAGUCGACAGACCGAAAGCAAACACUGUUGCACUAUAUAUCAAAUGUGGUAAAAGAAAAAUAUCAGCAAGUUACUCUGUUUUAUAAUGAGCUUCAUUACGUGGAAAAAGCUGCGGCAGUGUCCCUGGAAAACGUUCUGCUGGAUGUCAAGGAGCUGCAGAGGGGAAUGGAUUUAACCAAGAGAGAGUACACCAUGCAUGACCACAACAUGCUGCUGAAAGAGUUCCUCCUUCACAACGAGGGCAAGCUGAAGAAACUACAGGAUGACGCUAAGAUUGCUCAGGAUGCCUUCGAUGAUGUGGUGAAGUAUUUUGGCGAAAAUCCCAAGACAACGCCACCCUCGGUGUUCUUUCCUGUCUUUGUUCGAUUUGUGAAAGCCUACAAGCAAGCAGAAGAGGAAAAUGAGCUGAGGAAAAAGCAGGAACAAGCUCUUAUGGAAAAACUGCUAGAGCAAGAAGCCUUGAUGGAGCAGCAGGAUGCAAAGUCUCCUUCCCAUAAAUCAAAGAGGCAGCAGCAAGAGUUAAUUGCGGAAUUAAGAAGGCGACAAGUUAAAGAUAACAGACAUGUAUACGAGGGAAAAGAUGGUGCCAUUGAAGACAUUAUCACAGAUCUUAGAAACCAACCCUACAGACGAGCCGAUGCGGUGAGACGAAGUGUGAGACGGCGCUUCGACGAUCAGAACCUGCGUUCUGUUAAUGGUGCCGAAAUAACAAUGUGACUGGAGACCACCUUCAUGAGAGGGUGUCCAAGAAACUGCCAUUCCAGCCUUCACUACAGAUGAAAUACUCUCAAGGGCUCAGAUUUAACAAACACAUAGGAACUUAAAAAUGAUGGGUUCUCUUUUUAACCCCUGUUAACAAGUGCCUAAAAUUGGAAGUAACUUGCUCAGAUUAAUCAAAGCAAUAGGAUUUGACUUAAAUCUUUUUACAUCAGUAUGUUAUUCAGUUUUUAAACCAAAAUGUAAACUUCAUAUUAAAUUCAUUAUUUGCCAUUGUGAUUGUCCAUUAUGGCCCACCCUGAUUUCCUGGUAAUCUGUAAAUAACGGAUGUGUGUGCUAAGGGUAUCCUUUGCUGAGAGGUCUUCUAAGAAAUUUUGUGUUCGAGCCAUAUUCACAAACUCCUAACAAGGGACUGGAAACGGGAGAUGGAAGCUGGCAUACAAUUACAUCCUUCUGUCAUUUAGUCUCAGCAAAGUACAAGCAGGAUGCAACUGCAUUGCCACUCCAAGUUGUUCGAGUUUAUCCUAUUUCAUGUUGUUUCUGUGCAAGGCUGCCAUGCACAAAGGCAUUCACUUGUAUGACUUCAAGGUGGCAUGAAACAUUGAAGACUUAUUUGCAGAACUGUGUUCUUAAGCUAGAGGCAGCUUUUAAUAACACAAAGGUUUAUUAAUUAGCACUAAAAUUAAAAUGUCUCAGUAUUCUGAUUUUUGAGGACCAUUAUGGGUGAAUCCUUAAAAUAGAAAUUGGUGCCUUGUUAGUCAGGGAGAUUUUUACCACAAGCUCUAUUAGUAAGCAUUCAAAAAUUACAUGUGUUAAUGUAAUGUUGGGAACCUGGCCUUAUUCUCUUCUGACAAUCGAAGGGUCCUUUUUUUUUUUUCUCUUCCCUUUGUAAAUUAUACUGAUACAGUUGACAUUAAGUUAUCAGGGCUGAAUUGCUUUGUGCAUUUCUUACUUAUGAGAAAUUCCCAUUAAGUUAACAUUGAGAUUAAGUUUAAAUGAUACGCGAUAGGGUUAAAUGGUUGACUAAAAUCACUUCCCUUUACUUCCUCACUGACAAGGCAUUUCCAUCUUUCCCAAAGUCAAAGACUGGACUGAAGCUAAAUUUGUACUUUUCAUAAUAUAUAUUCUGCUUCUGGCUUACCUUGUCGGUACAUCAGUAUAUUAAUUGUAAAAAUUAUUGUAUAGUAUUUAACCACCAAAUCUGUGUUCAUGUGAACCCCUUGGUGAAGGCCCCCUUUUCAUGGAUGUGUAGUUAUAUGAUCUUUAAAAUGUACAGAUAUUUUGCUAUAAGAUUGGUGCAGUUUUUUAUGGUUUUUACACUUCUCUUUAAUUCCUACCUAAGCCUCUAGGUAAUACUGUAAAUAUUGUUUUAAAAUGCAUCAGCCUAUGCUACACAAUCUGAAUGUUACUUUAACUUAUAGUCUGUUUUCUGAAAUAUAUAUAUAUUUAACUACAAGGACAGUUUAAAAGUCAGUUACCACAUUUCACAGUAGUAUGCCUAUUUACAGAUCCCUUUUAAACUGCCACUUGCUGUCACAUUCAUAAAUGUGUAGUUUAAAAAGAACAUGCCAAGAUUGUCGUCUUGUUGAGUCAAUAUUCAUCUUGGUGAAUAUAUUAAUUUGAUCAUGAUAUCAGACAAAUACGUGGACCUCCUUCACACAAAUCAGCUGCUUUCCAAAGGUGUGCAUUUGCUUAAAGCAAACUGCCCAUUUCCCAGUGUACAAAUAGACAAUAAUGUUGGCAUAUUCUUCUGUCUGUCUAGUAAUGGCCCUGCUUCUUAGCAAUAUUAGAAAUGUUUUAUAAAAGCAAUUCAUGUUACUUUUCUGGUCUUUUCAUGCCAUUUGAGCAAAUAAACUAUUUACACUA